UCGGUCCAUCACUUCAUUUUCGGGUAGACCCGGUCCAUUACUUUUCAUCACUCGCAACUUUCACUACAGCAGCACUGCUUCAAUUUUGUUUCCCUGAUAAAAGAGUAGGGUUCUUAAACACCACUAAAUUCCUCCAUUGCUCAAAAUCCUGCAAAAAGAUGAGAAAUUUCGCAAAAUCUCUGCAAAUUUCAUCAAAUCUAUGGCGUUCUUCAAUAACCCACAAACCAUUAUCUUCAUCUUCAAGCUUCUUAUCUUCUUCAGAACCCUUAAUUUCCCAGGUACCAGUCUCAGAAUCUUCGUCAUUAAACCAAUCCCAAAUCUCAAAUGAUUUAAACGAGGCUAAUUCCCAAAUACCCAUCUCACAAAAUCAUCAAAACCCCACAAAUAUUUCUCAGUCUGAUGAUACAAAUGAAUUAUUGAGCUCAAAGGAACAACCUUCUGCAAUGUCAUACUUCAAAUGGGCUGAAAAUCAACCAGGUUUUGGUGAUGGGGUUGAGUCCUUCUGUUUAUUGCUGCACAAUUUGAGGGAUUUAAAGUUUCAGCAAUCAGCGGUGAAAGAAUUGGUUUCAACCCCGAAAUUUCCUGAUGCUACUACUAUGAUUCAAGGCCUCAAUGAUUGCUCCAAAAGGUUUGAUUUCGAAUUAGAUUCACGAGAUUUUAAUUACUUGCUAUUUGGGUAUCUUGCAACUGAUAGAUUUGAUGAUGCAAUUAGCUGUUUUAAUUGGAUGCUUGAUAGUAACAUUGAUGUGUGGGUGUCAUAUGUGAAUGAUAUUAUUCAAGUGUUAGUGUUUCAAAAGAAUAUGAUUAAAGAAGCUAGGGAGUUGUAUGAUAAGGUGUGUUGUAGAGGUUUUGUUGGGAAUAGUGCUACUGUUCGUUUGAUGAUGAGGGCUUGCUUGAAAGAUGGGGAGCUGAGUGAGGCGGAGCGAUAUUUUAGGUUAGCGAAGGAUCAGGGGGUUGAAUUAGAACCAGGCGUGCUUAGUUGUGCUGUUGGAGUUGUUAGUAAGAAACCUGAUUGUAAUGCAGCCUGUGAGUUGUUGAUGGAGAUGAAAGAGAAAGGUUUUGUGCCCUCUGCCGGUACCUACAACCAAGCUAUUAUCGCGUGUGUGAAGCAGCAGAAUUUGAUGGAAGCUUUGAGACUGAAAGAUGAAAUGAUGUCUGAUGGGAAACCGAUGAAUUUGGUGGUUGCUAUGAACUUGAUAAAGGGGUAUUGUUUAUCGGGUGAAUUGGAGAGUGCUUUAGGUCUGUUUGCUGAAUUAGCUGAGCAUGAACUUACACCAAAUUUAGCCACUUAUUCAGUUAUAAUUGAUGGAUGUUGUAUGAAGGGGGAUAUGGAGAAAGCAUCUGAGCUUUUUGAUCAAAUGACUGAAAAGGGUAUCAAACCCAGUGUUUAUAAUAUUAAUUCAAUGAUUAAAGGGUUUCUGAAAGGUCGGUUAUUGGAGAAAGCCUAUGAGAUGAUUAACAAGGCGGCUGAAUCUGGUUUGGCUGAUGGAUCCACAUAUAACAUAUUAGUAUCUUGGCUUUGUAGAGAUGGCAAGGUGGAUGAAGCUCAAAAGAUUUGGGAUAAGAUGAUAAGAUGUGGAAUCAGACCUAAUGUAGUUAAUUAUAACAACCUAAUUUAUGGUUAUUGUAAGAUAGGAAACGUCGCUAUGGCACAUAGCAUGUAUGUUGAGAUGAUUGCUAAGGGUGUGAAACCCAAUGCUAUCACCUUAACAGUAUUAGUAAGCAGGUAUUUCAAGAAAGGCGAGGUAGAGAAAGCUCUGAAGUUGUUUGAUGAGAGGGUGGACCUAAGGAUUGAUAGUACAGAUUACACUUACAAUACUGUUAUUGAUGGAUUGUGCAAACAUGGGCAAACAUCAUAUGCGAGGAAUCUACUAGAGAAUUUUAUAAAGAAAGAUAAUUUCAUACCAUCUUGCAUGACUUACAAUAUGGUUAUUGAUGGAUUAUUGAAGGAAGGUGAUCUGGAUUCUGCAUUUUCUGUGUAUAAUGAGAUGAGUGAGAAAGGAGUCUACCCUACUGUUUUCACAUACACAAUUCUAAUUAAUGCAUGUUGCAAGAGCAAUAAUUUUGAUCUUGCUUUGAAAAUGCUCAAUGAGAUGAUAAGCAAGGGUCUUAAAUUGGAUAUUACCGCAUAUGGCACACUUAUUGACGCUUUUUGCAAAAGAAGGGACAUGAAGAGUGCGUGUAAACUUUUUGAUGAAUUGUGUGAAGCAGGGUUGUCUCCAAACAUAUAUAUUUAUAACUCCAUGAUCAGUGGUUAUAGGAAUGUAAAUAACAUUGAAGCGGCUCUCUCAUUCCAUAAGAAAUUGACUGAUCAAGGGAUAUUUUGUGAUUUGAAAACAUACACCUCUUUAAUAGAUGGACUUCUGAAGGAAGAUAAACUGCAAUCAGCUUUAGAAUUCUAUGCUGAGAUGGUAGCAGAAGGCAUCGUGCCUGAUGAAAUCACUUACACAGUUUUGGUGAAUGGCCUGUGUAAGAAAGGCAAGCUGGAAAAUGCACAUGAAUUUUUCAAAGAGAUGGAAGAAAAGGGAGCGACUCCUAACUCCCUUAUGUAUAAUGCUUUGGUUGCUGGGUAUUUUAAAGAGGGUAAUUUGCCUGAAGCUUUCAAAAUGUACGAUGAAAUGCUUGAGAGAGGUCUUAGUCCAGAUAGAAUGACUCUUGAUUUUCUCAUGAACGCAAAUUUCAAACCAAGUUACCAGUCAUCCAAGACUUCAAUUUCUUAGCCGUCAGACAUACCUAUAUUCUGCACAGAGGCCAUGUGGUCUGCUUUGCAUGAGCUUUUUGGAGACUUGCAGACAGGUAUAUCUUUUCCAUCAUGGGUGGAGGGACUGCCAUUGUUCAAGCUUAGUGUCAUAGCCGCUCUAGAAAAGUCUAAAGCCUCGAGGAAAAGAAAAUGGGAAACUCACAUCAGCAAAGUACUAGAAGAAUGAAGAUGGAGAGAUAUCACAGAAGUUUGCACUCCCAUCAGCUUGAUCAAGCACAAGUAAUUGACGAACCGGAGAAUCAGACUACUAUAAAAAGAUAUGGGCAUGCUUUGUUUUGUCUGACAGAUGGCUAUCUUCAUCAAGUGAGGUUUCUUCUGGUGGUAAACGACGUUUCUGUUUGGCCUGGUAAUAUCCUAUACUCUAUUAGCUGAAGGUGUUACAGGCUUUAUAUGAUUCUCUCUACGCCAGAAAAUGAUUAUUAGAUAAUGCUGGUUAGAUAUUAUUGUAAUUACCUGCUGCAAAUCUGCAAGUCUUGCGCAGAAAAGUGUACAAUGUAAAUGAUAGUUGGUAGAUGUUUGUAAUUUCAAAGUUGUGUUAAAAUGUUUUACUGUAUUGUUGUUCACUUCACUUCUUACUCCAUAUAAAGUUUGAUUUUUUGAGU
Molecule: messenger RNA, 3363 nt
Organism: Chenopodium quinoa (quinoa)
Lineage: Eukaryota; Viridiplantae; Streptophyta; Magnoliopsida; Caryophyllales; Amaranthaceae
Product: pentatricopeptide repeat-containing protein At3g54980, mitochondrial-like
Exons: 4
Coding region: 159-2720 (853 amino acids)
Molecular function (GO): protein binding
Source: RefSeq, a predicted model, not a curated record